AUGUCUGACGAAGAAGACAACCCUGCCGCCAAGUUUCCUCGAGGAAAACGCUUUGGAGAAUGGGUUAUAAUCAAGAAAUUCGACGAAGGCGGCUUCGGACAAGUUUAUAAGGUUGAAAGCACAAAACAGAAAGGAAAAGUGGCUGCGUUGAAAGCCGAGCCAAACAGUAUCGAAGGAGGAUCGACCAUUAAGCUCGAGGUACCCAACUACUUCUAUGAACUGUACCCUUCAAACUUGCAAUGGAAAACUUCAAAGAGGGAGCUUCUGGGAAAGGACAUUCUCUAG
This is a messenger RNA of Haemonchus placei, 285 nucleotides long. The record is from the annotation of a GenBank genome assembly. NCBI's taxonomy places the organism in Eukaryota, Metazoa, Nematoda, Chromadorea, Rhabditida, Trichostrongylidae.